Molecule: messenger RNA, 2762 nt
Organism: Electrophorus electricus (electric eel)
Lineage: Eukaryota; Metazoa; Chordata; Actinopteri; Gymnotiformes; Gymnotidae
Gene: dmtf1
Product: cyclin D binding myb-like transcription factor 1
Biological process (GO): regulation of transcription by RNA polymerase II
Cellular component (GO): nucleus
Molecular function (GO): DNA-binding transcription factor activity, RNA polymerase II-specific; RNA polymerase II cis-regulatory region sequence-specific DNA binding
Source: RefSeq, a predicted model, not a curated record
CCGGUGUGAGUCUUUUCCUCCAUCUUCCUCCAUCCUGGCACUUGCCUUCAUCCUGGUCCCUGUGAAGUGCCCGUACCCAAAACAGGAAAUUUGAGUAUGAACGCAGGAGAUGUCUCAGGUGCCGUUACCCUGGACUCAGUCAAUUCUGUCACCCUCACCCAGGACACUGAUGGCAACAUCAUCUUGCACUGUGGUCAAGACGACGAUGGCGAUUUGGGGUCAGAUGACGAGGCAGAACCGAUUCACAAACGUGUGCGACUGUCCAAUGAGGAGGCAGACGACUCUCCGGCCACUCCCCCCAGCUACUCUGUGGUCACACUUCCAAUUUCAGAGAGUGAUGAGAGCUUCGAGCUGACAAUGACCGCUACAGAGAUGAAAGAUGAAUUGGAUCCGGAGAGUGAAGCUCAAACGCAGGAUAAGAACUCGUCCUCCCCACGGAAAAGUGAUGAUGUGUCAGCUGUAAGUCAAGCUUGGUUUACUACAAAAGAGGACAAGGACACACUAGUAAACAAAGGUCAUAAGUGGAAACAGGGUAUGUGGUCAAAAGAGGAGAUUGAUAUACUGAUGAAUAACAUCGAUAACUACCUCAAGAAGCGUGGGAUCCAGGACCCCACAGAGAUCAUCUUUGAGAUGUCAAAGGAGGAGAGGAAGGAUUUCUACCGCAGCAUUGCCUGGGGUUUGAAUCGUCCGCUUUUUGCCGUGUACCGACGCGUGCUACGAAUGUAUGACAAUCGCAACCAUGUAGGCAAAUACACUCAAGAGGAGAUUGAAAAACUGAAAGAGCUCAGACAGAAGCAUGGGAACGACUGGGCCACCAUUGGUGCAGCUCUCGGCCGCAGCGCUUCGUCAGUAAAGGACCGCUGUCGACUCAUGAAGGACACCUGCAACACAGGCAAGUGGACCGAAGAGGAGGAGAAGAGGCUGGCAGAAGUGGUACAUGAGCUGACGGGCACCGAGGCAGGCGACGUGGUGACCCAGGGCGUCUCGUGGGCGUUGGUGGCCGAUCUGGUGGGCACGCGCUCGGAGAAGCAGUGCCGCUCCAAGUGGCUGAAUUACCUGAAUUGGAAACAGAGCGGCGGCACAGAGUGGACCAAGGAGGACGACAUGUGCCUCGUGCUCAGGUCUGGGAUCGUUGAGCUAGGGGUGGAAGAUGAAAACGAAAUUAACUGGGAUGUUCUGGCCGAGGGGUGGAGCAGCGUGCGCUCGCCUCAGUGGCUUCGCAGUAAGUGGUGGAAUAUAAAACGACAAGUGUCCAAUCACAAAGAUCUUCCCUUUCCUGUGUUGUUAAAAGGAUUGCAAGAUGUGGUGGAGGCUCCUUCGUCUGCAGUCAACAAGGUUGUGGUGGUGGGCUCGCGCUCUGCUAGCGCCUCCCCCAGCCCGGUCGCUGCGCUGCAGAUCCCCGUCCAGAUCCCCGUCCAGAUCGCACACGUGGCCUCUUCUGACAGUGCGAGUGGCGCUUCUGAUGGUGGGACCAUUACCCUGAAUUCUGGAGCCCUGCAAACCUUCGAACUUUUGCCAUCCUUCCACUUGCAGCCCACUGGAACUCCUGGUACCUACUUGCUGCAGACGGGGUCUAAUCAGGGCCUGCCACUCACGCUGUCUGCUAAUCCUACUGUGACACUUACAGCUGCAGCGUCCCCGGGCUCACCGGACCAGAUUAUCCUACACAGCCUUACUGCGGACAGUCUGAGUGAGAAUGUUACAGUGCAGAUGUCUCACCCUGGUAUCAUCAUUCAAACUGUGACCUCAGAAGACCUCUCGGACCCUCUGAACCAAUCGGAGCUAGCAGUCGAGCAGGAUUUGGCCAAUGAGGAAACUGCUGAAGGUUCCGAGGGCCCAAAGCAGAGGGAGGAGUCUAGUGAGAAGAGCUCAAAAGCCAUUCAGGAAGUCUUGACAGACAAGCCUCUGGGUUCUAAGGUGAAGGAAGAAGUGGAGAAUUCUGGGAUAGCUAAAGGUGCCGUGCUGAUUGUCCCAUCGCCGAGCAGCUUCAUCCCGUCCAGUGACAUCACCUCAGACUCUGUGCUUCCCCUUGGAACACUGACGGAUCCCAUUUUGCAGAACCAGGAAGAAGGCUCAGACUAACGUCUCCCUUGCAAUGGAGGUGCUGGCUCUGAAAACAGGGCCGUAGAACUCUAUCAGCUACAACUCUAGUCCAGUGUGGGAAAACGCUGCAUGUUGGUUAUGGACAGACAGGCUGCCAUUCUGAAUUCAUCUUCUCAGUAUUGAAGUAUUGCAGGUAGCAUACAUGGGCCUUCUUAAGACUUGGCAGUUUGUUCAAUCUAGAAGAAAGGAAAUUGUGCUAAAAUAGAUCAAUGAAUUGCCAUACCAGAUCCUAACACCCCUAAAAGGGUGUUAGAUUUGACAAACUGAUUCUAGUAUUUUUGAACAUUUUGAGCCAGUUGUCACAAAUGGUUUACUUUUAUGCAUAAAAAACAUACCUCUUUUUUUUUUUCUUUUUUUUUCUCCAGUAUAAAAUCUAUACAUUUGUCAUAACUCUGACAUGGACAUGAAGGUAAAGUUUUUGAUGGUGCAUUUAAUACAAUUCUCACACUGUUUUGAAAUAUAAAUAUUUUAAUGUGUUUCUGAAUACAAUUCUCCCACAUACUAUUCUUAUUUUAUGGAACUUUUCAAGAUGCACUGGUUUCAUGUUCAGUUACUGAAACAAAGUCUUGUGGACAGCCAUUAAUUUAUCAAUGGGAUACAUUUUCUAUGCGAGAUGCUGUUUUUGUGUUUAUUUAUUGAAUAAACAAAAUGUCAUUCAC